AAGGAGGAAAAACUCUCCAAAAUCCUUAGCAGCAGCCAAUGCCCUCCCUCCUCCCCUCCUCCAUCCCCACUCGCUCCUCCAUUCUUUUCCUUCGCAUCUCCUCCCUCUCGUUCUUCUCCUCUUCCUCCGAUCCUUCGCCACCCCUUAACGACGAGACCGUCCUCGAGACCCUCUCCAGCUACGCCAACGACUGGCCCCGCGCCCUCGACUUCUUCCACUGGGUCGCCGCUGCCGGCGGCUUCUCCCACACCCCCGCCACCCUCGCCCGUGCCGUCGACAUCCUCGGCAAGCACUUCGAGUUCUCCCACGCCUGGUCCCUCCUCUCCUCCCACCAUCCGAGCCCCUCCUCUUCUCCCGACACCCUCCGCCCCGCCUUUCGCGCCCUCUUCAACCGCCUCGCCGCCGCCCGCCUCGUCUCCGACGCCCUCGCUGCCCUCCGCCGUGCCUCCGACGACUUCGGCCUCCGCGACCGCGCAACCUUCGACCUUCUCGUCGACGCCCUCUGCGACCACCGCCUCGUCCCCGAGGCCGAGGACCUCUGCCUCCGCUCCUCCUCUCCCUUCCCCCCUGACACCAAGACCUACAACCUUCUCCUCCGCGGCUGGCUCAAGAUUGGUUGGUGGGGCAAAUGCCGCGAGUUCUGGGACGAAAUGGACCGGAAAGGCAUCGCAAAGGACCUCCAUUCCUACUCCAUCUACAUGGAUAUCCUCUCCAAGUCCGGCAAACCGUGGAAAGCCGUCAAAUUGUACAAGGAGAUGAAGAAAAAAGGCAUCUUUUUGGACGUUGUAGCUUAUAAUACAGUAAUUCAGGCGAUGGGGCUCUCUAAUGGGGUUGAUUUCUCGAUUCGUUUGUACAGGGAGAUGAUCGAUUUAGGGUGCCAGCCAAAUGUCGCAACAUUUAACACAAUCAUCAAGCUGUUGUGCAGAGAAGGCAGGUUCAGGGAGGCGUAUGCGUUUGUUGAUCAGAUGAGGAAGAAGGGCUGCGAUCCCAAUGUCAUCACUUACCACUGUUUCUUUCAGAAUUUAAAUAGGCCACAGGAGAUUCUCGAGCUGUUCGAUAAAAUGGUGAAGAGAGGGUGCCGGCCAAGGAUGGAGACAUAUGUGAUGCUGAUGAAGAAGUUUGGGAGGUGGGGAUUUCUCAGGCCAGUGUUUAUUGUUUGGAAGGCAAUGGAAGAGCAUGGGUGUAGUCCGGAUGCGUUUGCUUACAAUGCAUUGAUUGAUGCAUUGCUGCAAAAGGGAAUGAUUGAGAUGGCUCGGAAGUAUGAUGAGGAGAUGCUGGCGAAGGGGCUCGCACCGAAGCCAAGGAAGGAGUUGGGGACUAAGGGACCUGGCAUGGAGUCUGAUGAUGAUAAUGCAUUGAGUGGUGUGUUUUGAAGAUGUGAGCAUGGUCUGUUGGACAUUCUGUGAAGGAAGAAAGAACUGCUGUCCGGUUUCAAAGAUCAAAGAUAUAUGUCACUGCUAAUGCCUCACGGUGUUGUUUAUUAUAUGGCAUCAAGGGUAUGAGCACAAUGUCUUUGAGGUCCUUUUGAAUGAUUGGACUAUGCGUUUUUAAAGCAUCAAAGAAUUGUACUGAGAAGACCCUCGUGAAGGAGGAUAGAAGGGUUGUGACACCUGAGAAUGAUGUUGAUAACAGCUGUUACAUUUUUCAAAGCAGAAAUGCAAACUCAAAUAUAGAAUUUUUUUCGAAGACAUGGUGGACGGAGGUGAUUCUCUGAUAGGAGCACUACUCGUCGUCGACAAUUGGAGAGAACUUUCCGUGCUUCGGUCUCUUCCCAAGCUAAUUUGAUCUGAAGUAAGGAUAGAGCUUGAAUUAUCGGGCGCCUCCCAAGCCUCUUGGUCUUUUAACGUGAGGAGGAUCUUGGCUGGCUCUCUCUAACACUGGUAAUGCCGGAGGCGGAAUCAGAGCUGGAGGAGCCCUUGAAGUUGGUGGCAGGGAUCUGCUAGGAGGGUGGAUUGCGGCGGUGGAGGGCGGCUAUGAAAGGGAUGUGGAUUGUAUCGCACGGGCAGUUGGCGAUGGGAGGGGAAGGAAUCAAGCACAUCGAAGAAAGGAUCAGGGAAGGCAUCAUCAUCGAGCUCCAUCUCAUCCAUGGGAGGGGAAGGCGAAGAAAGGAGGAGGGAGAAUAGGAGGAAUAAGGAGGUGGGAAUAAGAGUGACUAGGAGAGCCGUAAAGAUGGGCAGUGGAAUAAAUCGGUGACUCACAAAAAUUGGGAUUCAUGGAAACGGGAUUAAUCUUGGGCGAUAUUUGGCGCAAGUUGUGAUACGUGGCAAAAUAUUUUGGAAACAAAUGUCAAAUGGAGGCGCAAGUGAAUUGUACCAUUAUAAAAUUAAUCAUUGCUAUAUUGUAGCGUGAAAUGUUUAUAGAUUUAUUUUGGUGCAACAUAGAUCAAUUUCUCUGAUAAAUAUUUCAAUUAAUUUUUAUACUUACAAACCAUUUGUCUAUCUUCGCUUUCUUAUCAAUUUUUAUUUUCUUGGGCACUCAGGCUGCGAACUGGUACGAACCUCUAAUAUGUACCAAUUCAGCUUUUUGGUUCGUUGCUGCGCUCCUUAUCUGAAGCCACUGGCAUGGUCUGAGAUAAAAGAUAGCGCAGGCGAUCGCUUCUUUUGCUUAGCUGCUCCCCACCUAAUCCUAGGUUGCUUCACUCCAAAGAGAAGUACUUUGUCAGAAGGCAGAGCAGAGCAAAUCAAAAUGCUCUCCAUUUCAGUUCAAGGCAGAUUGCCCUCUUAAUACCCAAACCACCUUUCCCCCCACCUCACACCAAACCCUUCUUCUUCUUCUCCUCCUUCAAACCCUUCUUCUUCUCCAAACCCAACCCUAUUCCUCUCAUUCUCUCAUCUUUCUCUCCCCACAAAACCUCCACCCUUUCCAAGAGACUCACCCCCCUCCACCAAUCUGCAUCAGCCACCACCACGGAAGCCCUCGAGACCUCCUCCGAUGCCGACCAACCUGGAGAAGCUAGGGGUGGUGAAGAUGAUGGAGAAGCCGAGGCUGAUGCUCAAGUUCGGAUGGAGAAGAACAUUGGGCUCGUGCUGGACCAGAUGAUACCAGGCUACAGGAGUAUCCCGCUGAGCUCCUAGUACACAUGUCAAAUGGAGGCUCUACCAAUG
Elaeis guineensis (African oil palm) is the source of this 3104-nucleotide messenger RNA. RefSeq names its product pentatricopeptide repeat-containing protein At1g80550, mitochondrial. The record is from RefSeq and is a predicted model, not a curated record. Lineage: Eukaryota; Viridiplantae; Streptophyta; Magnoliopsida; Arecales; Arecaceae. Gene Ontology annotation, molecular function: protein binding; mRNA binding.